Striga hermonthica is the source of this 1106-nucleotide messenger RNA. Lineage: Eukaryota; Viridiplantae; Streptophyta; Magnoliopsida; Lamiales; Orobanchaceae. The record is from the annotation of a GenBank genome assembly.
GCUCCUAAUUUCAACAUCCCUCUGAGGAAAGUCCCUUUGAAGAAAAAAUCUGGGACUGUUCCUGGAUCGACCGGGGAUCAGGCUGAUGGAUCAACCACCUCAUCUCAGUCUCAUCCCAAGAGACAACAGUCAUCACCACCUCACCAACCCCUCUCACAGUCAUCCCCCUCGCAACAACCGCCAUCAUCUCAACCCCAGCAACUGCCACUUCAAGAGCAACAAAACCAGCAACAACAACAGCCGCCGCUUCAACAGCAACAGAACCAACAACAACGACAACCUCCGCCACCCCCUCCUGGGAAGAACCUCCAACACACCAAAACCAUAGCCUCGGCCUCCUCAAAAGCUGACGAUCGUCAGAAAAUUACUGACCGCCAACACAAGUCUGACGAUCGUCAAAAAACCUCGGACCGCCCGCAUAAAACCAACGACCCUUCUCAGAAAACUGCAGCUCGAACCUCUGAUGAAUGGAUUCAGGGCCUGGAGUUUAUCUUUGAGGUCAUGGACUGCCCCGAUAGAUAUCGCGUAAUCUGCGCUCAGCUUCAGCUCACUGGUGAUGCUCGGCUCUGGUGGAAUGCCUACUGGAGCAUGCGUCCCAGUGAAAAAGCGGGAUGUACGUGGGACAUGAUCAAGGAGCUAGUCCGCGAAAAGUACUACCCCUCCUACUAUCGGGCAGAGAUGGAGCGUCAGUUCUUAGCGCUCCAGCAGGGCACUCGUACGGUUGACGAGUACGAGCGAGAGUUCACUAGACUUGCAGCUUUUGUCCCGGACCUGGUUCGCACGGAGGCUCAGAGAGCGCAGCGGUUCAUCGACGGGCUUUACCCAGCAGUCCGUCAUAACAUCGUGGGACACGGGACUCAGACCUACGCUCGUGCAGUUUCUAUCGCCCAGGAGGUGGACGCUAGCAUCAGGAGGGAGGCCGUCCGUGAUCGUGCCCAGUCAUCUGUCCCAGUUCAGCCAUUCGCAGCUCCACCAGCCCAACCAGCUGCUCAGCCGGCAAAGGAGAAGAAGAGGAAGGGGAAGGGUGCACAGACUGAUAGGAGGACCCGACAAGGACAGCAGCCGAUUCCACCGUGCCCGACUUGCGGACGACUUCAUCGGGGAGA